This is a messenger RNA of Penicillium olsonii, 564 nucleotides long. The record is from the annotation of a GenBank genome assembly. Lineage: Eukaryota; Fungi; Ascomycota; Eurotiomycetes; Eurotiales; Aspergillaceae.
AUGUCGAACGAGCCGUUCUAUCUCCGAUACUACUCAGGUCACUCUGGGCGGUUUGGACAUGAGUUCCUAGAAUUUGAUCUUCGCUCUAUCUCCGAAGGUAGCAGUGCCGCCGUUCGAUACGCGAAUAACUCCAACUACCGCAAUGAUUCUCUCAUCCGCAAAGAGAUGUGCGUGAGCGAUGCCAUGGUGCAAGAAGUCAAGCGCAUCAUCAAGGACAGCGAAAUUCUCAAGGAGGACGACUCCAAGUGGCCUCAGAAGAACAAGGAUGGGCGCCAGGAGCUCGAGAUCCGAAUUGGCAACGAGCACAUCUCCUUUGAGACCGCGAAAAUCGGCUCGCUGGUGGAUGUGACAGAAUCAGAUGAUCCUGAGGGACUGCGAGUCUUCUACUAUCUUGUGCAAGAUUUGAAAGCCCUCGUUUUCUCUCUUAUCUCCCUUCACUUCAAGGUACCGUCAAUUCAUAUCUCUUUGUCUAGAUCGCCUUCUAACACUUUCUGCUCUCCAGAUCAAACCAAUCUAAUGGCUGAGCGCAUAGAUAAAAUCGAAGACGUGGUGGAUUUGUUUUAA